This is a messenger RNA of Fulvia fulva, 921 nucleotides long. RefSeq lists its product as uncharacterized. NCBI's taxonomy places the organism in Eukaryota, Fungi, Ascomycota, Dothideomycetes, Mycosphaerellales, Mycosphaerellaceae. The transcript is spliced from 2 exons. Bases 1 to 921 code for a protein of 306 amino acids. The record is from RefSeq and is a predicted model, not a curated record.
AUGUCCACAACUACAGCACCAGUGCCAGCUGUGACGACAAUCUUCACACCUCCUGCCUCGUGCUUGGACUCGACUUACACGCUCAGACCUCAGGGCAUCGACUAUACUAGUGAUCGCGAUACGCAGACUCUGAUCAAGGCAUACAGUACAGAGUGUUAUCCUUCGCAAGCUACACUGAGCGACGGUUAUGUAUUCGUCUCGCCUGGCUUGUGCCCUUCUGCAUGGACAAUAGCGUCGGGAUUGCGAGUGUCUGAUGACUUUUACCACUGCGGCUCUUGGCCUUCAAUGAGCUCCGUGAUCCUGCUAUCUGAGCGGACUGCGAUUGCUACAGAAGUGUUCCCUCGACAAACGCCAUAUAUGAUUGCAUGGCAGAACAGUGAUCUAUCAAUCCUUCAGCACCAUCCUACAGCGACAGGUACUUUUGAUAUUCCAACUGGAUCAACAAUCCCAGCAGCUACCACGAUAACACCAACUCCCUUCGCAGACGCAGACUCGGGUACAUCAAGCAGUCCAAAUCUAGCAACAUCAACGAACGCCCUCGAUGCGCAACGUGUAGAGCUGUCGACAGGCGCAAAGGCAGGGAUCGGCGUCGGGGUCGCGGCUGGAGUGAUGAUACUGGUGUUGGUAGCUUUCCUGUUCUGGCGGAGGAGGAGGAAACAAAGAGCCGCCGCUGCACAGCACGCACCCAUACCACAGGAGGACUUGACUCCGGAGGUACAUGGCGAGCACAGGCACAUGUACCAGCUCGGUGACGAGGGGAUUAUACACCAAGCAGGAGCAGGCAAGAAGUCAACUGAGAUCUAUCAAGCGGGAGACGGCAAGAAAUCAGUCCGACACGACUAUUACAGUACCGGUCGCUGCGAUAGCCUAAGACAUAUACAACCAGCAGGUAUGUUGCGCAGCGAUAUCGAAACCUAUUAA